Messenger RNA from Neospora caninum, 1572 nucleotides. RefSeq lists its product as hypothetical. Gene Ontology annotation, biological process: translation. The record is from RefSeq and is a predicted model, not a curated record. NCBI's taxonomy places the organism in Eukaryota, Apicomplexa, Conoidasida, Eucoccidiorida, Sarcocystidae. The transcript is spliced from 7 exons. The coding region runs from base 1 to 1572 and encodes 523 amino acids. Gene Ontology annotation, cellular component: mitochondrial small ribosomal subunit; ribosome. Gene Ontology annotation, molecular function: structural constituent of ribosome; RNA binding.
AUGGCGAGGCGUCUCCAGAGGCCGCCCGCAAGCGCUGGAGAGCGCCGGACUCAACUGACAUCUGUCCAUCAGGGUGCCUCAGCGCUUACCCUUUUGCCGUGUCCCCUCGGUUCGCUUCCUCGCGCUUCUCUUUUGCUGGCGUGGACCGCUACCCCGCUCUCUCGCUCAUCCACGUGCUUCGCCACGUCUUCUCUCUCGUUCCUCUCCUGGUCUUCUUCGGUCUCUGGCGUGUCUGCUCGGCUCUCCUCAACCUUGGCCUCCACGCAUUCUGCGUUGCCUGGCGCACCUUCCACGUCGUCGUCUUCCAGGGGGUCGGCUCGUCGUGCGUCUCCCGCUUCGUUUUCGUCCGCGCGCACCCGCUCCUCGUGCAGCCACCCCUCUCGCAUCCCGCGGCGGUGUACCGCUUUGUCUUUGGGGCGUUUCCGGGAGUCCAGACUCUGGGAAACUUCCACGCAAGACGGUACGAGGGACUGCAGCAGGAUCCAAGAUCCGUCCUCGUUGCCGGUCCUCUCCUCUCGUCUCUCGACUGGCCUUUGCCGCUCGUUUCCUCACUUCCAUGCUUCAUCCUUCGCCUCGCCUGCUCUCUCCCACUCUUCAGCUUCGUCUUCUCGCCUGCCGGGUUCUGUUUUUUCGUCUCCGUCCGGCGUCGCGUCUUCUCGCGCUCCGCCGCCCCUGAGUCUGACGCGGCUCUUCUCGUCGCUGAGCUCCGCACCCUGGAGCGGUUCGAGGCCGCCGACGCCCAAGGCGAGCGCGCAGCGUCGCCCUCUGUCUGUGGACGAGAGAUCCUUGCGACUCCUCCCCUUAUUGCGCGCGUGUGUGCUGCACAGGCUCUUUACCUCGCUAAAGAGGCAAAUGUCUAUACCGUGGAAGAGCUGCAGCGAAUCAUUAUGCAGUCACCUUCCUUCUCACCCGGCAAAGAUCCGAUCCUUCUGGAGAACUUUUUCAACACGGCUGAAGAAGACGAGUCUGAACUCACGGCGCAGGCCGCUGGCGGCGAGGAGGGUCUGGAAAGUGCUGAAGGCCUCGCGUCGUGGAAGGCGAUCGAGAAGGAAGCGAUCAGCAAGCGACAAGGAACUCCGCCGAGGGUGCUCUGAUUUCGGGGGCGAUUGUGCGGGCCUUCAACCCCGAACGCAUGAAAGUGAGAGAGACGCGAACGUUUUCAUACACAACGGCUCGGAGUGGCUGUGGCAGGCUGAGGGAACGGGAACCAGAAAGCGCGCAGCUGCGCACGUCAUUAUACGCCGAGGCACGGGCCAGGUGCGAGUGAACAAGGACGAGGACCUGUAUGUGCGGUGGCCGUUUUAUUACAACCGCAUGGAUGUUCUUCAGCCGUUUUACUUGACGGGAACUGCAGGCAUUUAUGAUCUUUUCAUUCACGUGCGCGGCGGCGGGUCCUCGGGACAGGCUGGGGCGGUCCGCCUCGCUGUGGGCCGCGCGCUGGUUAACGCCUGUCCUGCAUGCGCUUCGCGUCUCGAGGAAGACAUGGUUCUGUACGAGGACACGCGACAGCGGAUGCCCAAGAUGCCUGGCAGAAUGAAGGCUCGCAAGAUGCGGACCUGGACGAAGCGAUGA